Porites evermanni is the source of this 15705-nucleotide messenger RNA. Lineage: Eukaryota; Metazoa; Cnidaria; Anthozoa; Scleractinia; Poritidae. The record is from the annotation of a GenBank genome assembly.
UUGUUCAGAUUAGCUAUUCAUGAGAGGGAGAGGGAAGAAGAACGGCGUCGAAGGGCUAAACUGGCAAGGCAGCCAUCGGUGAGUACAAAAUACUGUGAUUUUUUAUCUGUUAGAUGUGUUGGUCCUUACUUCAAAAAGAACAUCUCAUACAUUCCCUUUGGGCCUAACAGUGCAAGCAAUAUAUUGCUUGACCGUCGACAACCUCAUCAAUUGUGAUUAUGUAAUCCUCUGUGGGAGGGAUGAAAAUCUUAACACAUUUUAGUAUUCACUACUUGGUUAGGGUCAGUUACCAAGUGUUUGCACCCCCCAUGGAUCAAACCUGCAACCUCCCACACUGCUGUCCAUCACUUUGUCAAUUUAGCUGCAUGUCUCCCUGUCAUGGGCACAAAACUGGACUGUUUUUAUAUUGCUUUGUUUUGGGGUAUGGUUGUAUACAUUGACGAGUUUGAAAUGAAGGAAUAUAAAAUUCAUUGAAGCCCAAAAAAUACUUGAACAACCACAGUUAGCGAUCAAAACAGAGUAAAGAAAAUAAUAUAAUAUCUAAUGUAAUAAUAGUAAUUUUUACCAUUUAAAAAAUGAAAGUAUUGCUUGUUACCUAGGAAACUUGGAUUGAUUUAUACAAUCUAACAGUGAUAAAUCUAUUAUUAAAGUAGUUAUUUUGUUUUAGUUUUUCCCAUGACACUGUGGUUAUUUAAAAUAAUCCCUUAAAAUGUAGAAAUAAACUUUACAUUUGUAUCAAGCUUUUCAUCUCAAUCAACAUUGUCUGUACCAUUUUUGUGUUAAAAAAUGUUAACCCUUUUAAUUUGUCGUCCUCCAGGGCUAUCAUUAAGAGUCGGGGGCCGGGAUUUUCCCAAGCUAUUAUGAAUGUGACCUCCACCUACCUGUGUACGAAAAUAGAAGAAAUAUAGAACCAAACAAAAUGUAAUAAUAGUAAUUUUUACCAUUUAAAAAAUGAAAGUAUUGCUUGUUACCUAGGAAACUUGGAUUGAUUUAUACAAUCUAACAGUGAUAAAUCUAUUAUUAAAGUAGUUAUUUUGUUUUAGUUUUUCCCAUGACACUGUGAUUAUUUAAAACAAUGCCUUAAAUUGUAGAAAUAAACAGCUUUACAUUUGUAUCAAGCUUUUCAUCUCAAUCAACAUUGUCUGUACCAUUUUUGUGUAAAAAAGUGUUAACCCUUUUAAUUUGUCGUCCUCCAGGGCUGUCACUAAGAGUCGGGGGCCAUGGAUUUUCCCCAGCUAUUAUGAAUGUGACCUCCGCCUACCUUUGUAGGAAAAUAGAAGAAAUAUAGAACCAAACAAAAUGUAAUAAUAGUAAUUUUUACCAUUUUAAAAAUGAAAGUAAUGCUUGUUACCAAGGAAACUUGGAUUGACUUAUACAAUCUAACAGUGAUAAAUCUAUUAUUAAAGUAGUUAUUUUGUUUUAGUUUCUCCCAUGACACUGUGAUUAUUUAAAACAAUGCCUUAAAAUGUAGAAAUAAACAGCUUUACAUUUGUAUCAAGCUUUUCAUCUCAAUCAACAUUGUCUGUACCAUUUUUGUGUAAAAAAAUGUUAACCCUUUUAAUUUGUCGUCCUCCAGGGCUGUCAUUAAGAGUCAGGGGCCAUGGAUUUUCCCCAGCUAUUAUGAACGUGACCUCCGCCUACCUUUGUAGGAAAAUAGAAGAAAUAUAGAACCGAACAAAAUCCCUAGCUGUUGGACUCCCCGCCUACUUGUAUCAUUAGCCUGGCAACUUGAAAUUUUAAUGACAGCUUUGUCUUCAGUGGAGAAAAUACAAUUUAUUCCAUCCUCUUUCCUUCUUUUGAAAGACAAUGUCAUUGCAUGAGGAGAACUGAUUAGUUUUUGUUAGGAAUUAUUAAUACAAGUUAUUAAAAUAAGUCUCUUAAUAGUUUAAUAAUGCACAGUGUUGAGUAACAUAAAAGUUGCUGGGAUACUGACACAGCGUAAUAAAGUAGCAAUUGCUUUGCAUCAUGUAUGUGUGGAUCCUUGUCCAUAUAUGAUGCUGCUACUGUUUCAGUGUACAUAUGCCUCAAAAGUAUAAACAGUAAACAACUCUCUGAAGUUUUGGACCAUUGUUUUGUUCCCAACAAGGUUUAUAUCACACAUGUGGGGUGUUUUCAUUCCUCCAUGCGACAAUCACCUUUGUCUUACAGAUAUCGGCGCUUUUCUUGUGGUGUGGUUGAUGUAACACAUUUCGCUCCACAGUCAAUAAUACUGUUUUGAAAUGCGAAAUUGCCCACUUAUUUUCAUGCUCCUCUUAUUUGGCAACUAAUGUUUAGUUUUUUUUUCUUCAUAUUUUUAGAACGCUGGUGAUAUUCCCCUAUUUGAAGAACCCAGAAGGGUAUGUGUUAUGUAAUGUGUUAAACACCUAAACUGGAUAUGCGGAGUAUUAUAUUACAUGUACAUUUCAAUUUUGUCUUCUGACCAUCAAACACAAACUCUGUGUUUGCUGGCUUGUUUCAACAAAUGUUCUUAGCACUUUCACGCCCAGGAUGAAUAUGAGUGUUGUAACAUGGCUUUAACUUUUGAGUCUGUUGAUGAAAACUUUUGGUCUGACCAUUCAAUUGACACCUCUUUGGCAGUUCUUUCACAUGGUACUAUUUGUUUUUCAGGGGAUUUUAUGAAAUGAAAUUUGGUAGUUUUGGUGAAUUUUGACUAAGGCCCUGUCUGGGAGUGAAUGGGUUAAUACCCAAUUAAAAAACUUACUUGAACUCAAACUCUUAGCAACUGUCUGUCUGUAACCAAAAAGGUUUGUUAUCUGCUCUGGUGAAGACAACCUUUCGGUCACAUAACCUGACAUUUCACAUCGCUGGUGAAGUUCGAGCAAUUUGAACAAAAUAUUCAAUUUUACUUCUAUUCUUCAAUUUGUUGCUCUGAGUUUAAAAUUUUCUAUGCUAAAUAAUGUUUUUCUUCUGUCUUCUGUAGUUGUGCUUUGUUUGUCUUCUCCAGUACUUAUCUUGUUACUCAUGUUGCUUGGUAGGUACAGCCAUCAACACAGGAUGCCCUCCAACAAAGAAUUCAGGUACAUUAGAUAAUUAUUAUCGUGUAAGUUCUUGUGGCAUUAAUCUUUUAGCUUUCUUAUAGAAAUCUGUUUAGUUCUGUAACUCCAAAGAGCAUGUACAACCAAAAAUUGAGGCAAAAAUUUGGUUUAAUCUGUUUUGUUAUCAUUUUGUUAAAUGCCAGUGAAGAUGAUAUUUUUACAUUUUCACAGAACUCAAACAUAGCACUCACAUUUUGUGUUUCCAUAUUGACCCAAGGCAAGGUUGAAACAACACAGCAUUAAUGACUGCAUUUCAGUCUUUGCUGUGCAUUUACAUUUGCCUUGAAAAAAAAAGAUGAAAGAGAAUCACAAGAAGAAACCUUCAAAGAUAGAGAGAAAAAAGGCUUCUUCUCCCCAAAAUUAAUUUGAAGGAAUCAGUCCAUGAGGUUAAAAGCUGAGAAGUACAGUGUAAGGAUCCAGCAUCUUUAGGUUUUACUACCAAGAAUAAAUUUCGCGUUCCUGAAACAUUUUUCUUGGGCACCUCAUGCUACUGGUCAAUAGCCCAAGGGUAUCGAGGUGUAGGAGGUGUUUACAUGUGGCCAAUAUGAGAACUGAUUGAAUUUCAGGAGAGCAUAAGUUAAUGUUUUGUCAUUGACAUUGAAAUAGUUGACAUGAGAUCCCCCAUUUCAAGGACUGUUUUCUAUAAUCCUUUUGUUGGAGUUUUGGGGUGGGGUGUGUUAGUUAGGCAUUUUUGUUUGUCGAGUGUUUACGUAAGUUCCCCUUUCAGUUGAAAUUUGUCUUCGUAAGUCAACCUCAAAAAAUGAGCAGCGUGCAAAGAAAGUAGUGUCCGAUAGCCGAAACCUUGUGGAUUUUGCUGUUCUCAACUUGCCAAAUGGGAAAGUGACAUUUUUUGAAAUUCAAAUUACAGAAAAACUGUAAUCGAUCCUGCUCAUUAAAUGUUUUUUUAGGGAUGUUUGAGGUAGUACGUGCAAGUAAUAGCUUGCCCAAAUGGCAAGCUGUAAAUUAAACAAACUUUCUUUACACCUUGAAUGAGUCUACCUUCAUGUACUGUGUAAAAAAAUGCAAAGAGCAGGAAUACAUUUCUUUCGUUUCUAAAGCUACAUGUAUUUAGAGGGUUGGGAGAAGGGAAGAUCACCAUUAUGAAAGACUACUGAAUUAGCAUGUCCACAUUUUAAGCUUUGAGUUGCUGAAGUGUAAACCACAUUAGGUGUUUCAGGAAAGUACAGUCAAUUCUCUUGUCACAAGAAAGCAUAACAAAAAGCUACCGAUCAGACUAUAAAAACUGUCAUCGAUCUAAAUUUCUUGAUUACAUGUUUGUUUCAAUAGGCCACUCUGGGCAAAUUUGACACAAUAGCACCGUCUGUAUUUCAAAAUCAAAAUCAUCUCUUUGGCAUCCCAAUUUCAAGACUUCCUCAAACUCCUGUUGAUGGCAAAAACAAGUUCAGCUUUGAUACAAAGAGUAAAGAUUACAAGAAAGUGUGUGAGUUUAAGAAAGCCAAGGCUCCCAACAUGAUAUCUAACUACCAGGAGACUUCAAAAAGAACACUCAAUAGCUCUAAUGUCAAAGUUAAAGAAGAGGUUAAUGGAACAAAGAAUCACAAAGCCAAUGGACUCUUGAAUGGCUCUGGACAUGGUGCCGCUAAAUCUUCUUUGGUGAUCAAAUCACAAGACUCUGCUGCCUCCUCAAAGAACUCUUCUCUGUCAAAUUUAAAAUCUCCACCUGUUGCAGAAAAAAACUCAUCCAAAGUGGAUUCGAAAAAAUUGGAAAUUAAGCCAGCUGUUAAUGGUGCAUUGAAGUUACACUCCAAAGACGUCAAACUUGAAGAAAAUUCAAAGGCUAAAGUUAAAGUGGAAAAGGAUGGAAAGGCCAAGAGUGAAAGUGAGAGUGAGAACAAUGAAGGUUCCAAAGGGCAGAUGCUUAAAUCAAAUGCAACCAGCAAGAGUAAACCUCCUAAGAUUAAGCUACCUGACAGGUACAAAAAGUGUUGGCAUUAAAAGUAUAUUUGCGAUGCUGUCACUGGUUUCCCCCGAAAUGACGUCUUUGGAACGACUGCAGAAAUUCCUUACUGAUGAUGUGCACUACCCAGGUCUUGGUAGUGCUUUUAAAUAGUUGUGCUAUGAGGGAAAUUAUUUGGCUGCAGUUAUCAGAAGCAUUAACCAGAUCUGGGUAGUGAAACAUAUCAGCACCAUGGCUGUGCUCUAAGAAGGGAUUCCAGUGCUCUGAAACUGUGAAAUCCAGGGUGCCCAACAUUAUGUUUUUUUUAAAAAAACUAAGAUUUUCUAGUUGUCAGGGAGCAAAAAUUAGGCAUCAGGGGCCAUUGGGCUCUGCUAGAGUACAGCCUUGUCAGUAUUGGAUUUCUGCAGUCGUUCCUCAGGCAUCAUUUCGCAGGGUAACCAGUUGUGGCAUCACAACAUGUUUUCUUAGGCUAAGUGGGUCAAAUGUGCAGGACUUGAGAAAUUGAGUGAAAAGUAUGAAAGAAAUUUUUCUCUGCAAUGUGUAUAAUGUACAUUGUUGGAAAACAGCUUUACUGGAAAACAUCACAUAGAUAGGGUAAACAUUUGGUAAACUUACUGUCAGUCAUAGAUUUUGGUACUUUUCCAUCUAAUAACAUGACAGUUUUGAUGGUCAGGAUUAAUAUUUGGAUUAAUAUUUAUAUUUUCUUGAGAUGUUGCAGUUUUUUUUUGUAGGCCUCAAUUCGAGCAAAACUUUUUGUGUGACUUUGCAUAUUACAUAUAUGCUAAUCAUCAGCCAGAAAAAUGUUUUGUCAGUUUAUCAGCAAUCCUUUGGAACUUGAAAAUGAUGUCAAGAUGGCACUGAAAUGUUCUGCAUUUUUUAAUAUCCGUGUUAUUUUUUACUUGUUUCUUUAUACAGUACUGCUCAAAAGUAAGUUACCAGUCGCGUCUCCUUUCCUGAAAGAUCAUUCUUUAUCACUUUUAACAGCUAUAGUCUUAUUAAUUUUUCACAUGUCAAAUUUUCAAAAUGGUUGUAAUAACCAUGGUCAACAUAAUUAUGAACACCUGAAUGAUUAUUCCUCUUUUUCUUCAACAGGAGUUUACCCACUGCUUCAGAAGAGGUGAGAAAAAGUCUCUUUCAUGACUUCAUGCAUAAACUUUACAGUUUUAGGCAUGGUUUAAGAGAAUCAUGGGAAUGUGUUAAAUUUGUGAAGUACUUGACUAUUAUUGCUACAAAUCUCUUCCACAAUACCGUUAUGGAGCCAACGAAAUGAGUGUUUGCAGAAAAUGAAUUACCCACAUGCUCCCCUUUGGAAGAUGAGGUUGGGGUUGGGGGUGGGGACUUCAAAGCUAAAAUUACAAAAGAAAAUUAUGGACCUAAACUGGAAUUUCCAGCAGGGUGGGGAGAGUUGCUGAUGCUACAGUGCUUUGUUUUUUAGAACAAAGAAUUUCUAGAAUUGAUAAUAAUAUUAUGGCCUUUUAAUGUGCUGUCAAUAGCAUUACCUAUCAGCAUUUUUUUAGUUGAAGCCCUUGUACACUGAUAAAGGCAGCACUUGACAAAAAAGAAAAACAACAGGUUGUGUAUAUUGUUAUGAUAUAUUAGCUGCAAACACUCAGGGCCAGUUUAUUUACAAUACAACUUUUGUAUUUUUUCAUUUUAUAAUACAGUGAAACCUGUAUCAGGCAGACACUGAUGGGACAUUCGCUGGUGUCCACUUAAUAGAGGUGUCUGCUGAAUACAGUUUUGUUGGGAAGAGACAUGAACAUACUCAGUUAUUUGUUCACUUAGUACAGUGUCUGCAGAAUACGGGGUCUGCUACAUGUAAAUACAGGAUUACCUGUAACUACAUAAGACCAUAUCCCCUGUAUCUAGAUUGUUUUACAUCUGGAAUGAUGCAGCUUUUCUUCAGUCAUUGUGUUAGUUUCAUAGAAAGACAGUGGUGAUGCAGUGUGUUAUGACUGCCACUUUUUGGACAUCAGAAUAAUUAUUGUUUCCUAAAAAUCUAUAACCAUAUCGAAUGGAGUGCAAUAUUUGCCCCUAAACAUUGAAUAAUUGCUGAAUAUUCAUGUAGCAACCCUGUUAUGUUUUGUUAUUAAGUCUACUGUGUUGUUGUAUUGCCAGUCCUUUUGUGUUUUCUUGUACAUAUUGUUGAUCUUCAAGACUCAAGUGUUUUUGUUGAAUUUGUUUUUUUUUCGUAUCCUACCUCUUAACUUGAUAAUACAUGUAUAGCCAUAAAGACCAGAUUACGGCCAAGUUGCAAGAAGUUCAUAGCCACUUAAAGGAAGUUUUGGAGAUCAAUCGAUAUCUUGUUAAGCGUGAUUGUCAUAUCUGUUUUCUUUUGUGGUUCACAUAGGUAGAAAACAGCUUUCAAAUAUUUUGUUUAGCAAAAGCGAUAACUUUGUUGAAUUUUCACCAACUACUGAAGCUGUUGAACUUAAAAAUUAAUAAUUUGAAGUAUGUGAAAAAUCACAACUCUUGACUUGUAAAUUUUAUUUACUUCCUAAAAAAUAAUUAUUUUUAGAAGAAAGCUCAUACACUUAAAUGUAUGGUUAUUAUAAAUAUUGUAUCCUCAAUUAAUUUUAUAAAAUAGUACCUUUUAUCUGCAUUUGUUUGUAACUUUUGUAUGAUGUGUAGAUUUUUAUCCAGUGAAGAAAGUUCACUGUCUAAUUUUUUGCCUAAAACCUUUCAAUAUCCUGAGAGUCAGAAAGUUUUAAUUUCAAGAAAACCUGAAAUUUUUAGCAUUGAAAAGUAUAUACUAACAGCUCUAUUGCAAAAGUUCUUCUAAGGAGUUUUCAGCUGAAUGCUCAUAUCAGGAUUAUUAAGUCUGCAAACUGAAAUAAAUGUAGAAAUCUCAAGGAAAAGGAUUUUGCCAAACUUGUAAUACAUCAAAGAGGCACUGUGAGUGGAGAAUGGCUUUUAUAGCAGCAGUUUGUCUUACACCAAUGUUAUCAUGUUUUACUAUGCUAGGAUUUUUAGGUCGGUUCCUGUGUGGGCAGCUGCUAUAUUUAACUAGUGAAUGAUUAUUUUUGGAUGGCAAACCCCCUCAGAAGCUAAAGCUUAGAGGCCUGUUUAGAAUCAUUAAUCAACUUGACACCGCACACAAAUCAUAAGCAUUGUCUUUUCAAAUGUACAAUGUAGUAGAUUGUACUCUUACAAAACCAUCAUAAAGUCGGAGAGAUCUCAUAUUGAUUGCAAUUAAUUUGGUUUAUUUUGGAUGAAAAUCUUCUAAACCUACAACACAUACAGCUGUAGCAGAUGCUAGCUGAAAAUUUAAUACUUUUUGCGUCUUGAAAAUGAAGAGAUCUGAUCUGAUCUGUUGUAAACAUUCUCAUUUAUUUUUAAUUUAGCAGCAGCAUAUGAGUGUUUUAACAAUGUGUUUUAAUUCCCUUUAAUGACAAAAAUUUGUGUUUUUUUUUAUGUUCACUUGAUUUAUUGAGUAUUCUGAUUAGCAUAAUAAACAAGAUGAAAUGUUCUUAGCUCAUUUGAAAAUAUAGUAUUCAACCAGCUGAGUGGAUCAGAACUCUAUUUUAAUUAAACCAGAUCGCUUUUCUUUGUGAAAUUAAAUGUGUGCAAAAUGUUAGCUGAUGAUAAGAGUUCUUGAUUAGAGCUGAAAACUGAACUCAGUGAUAACAUUUGAUGUAGUUGCCUUUUCUUGCUCAUGACAAAUAUGUUGCUCUUCCUUAACUAAUCUUCGAAGGCAAUAGUCAUGUGCCUUACAACUUUAAAGCUUUUAACUUUUUCCUUAUCAGUCAUGCGGCUUAAAAGUUACUGAAUUAAAAUGCUAAAUUUUCACGUUAACGUCUAAAAAGACCACUGGGUGAUUGACCAAAGGAGUCUGUGUACAAGGAGGUUUGUCUCAAAUACACAAAGAAGAUUUGUUACAAGAACCAACUGGAACAACACUUUUAUUGCUUCAAUCAUCCUUGGUUUGUUUUGUAGCUUUCAGAGAAUCAAGCUCAUUUCUAAACUUUGAAGUCAAAACACGAAAACCCGUCUUAAUUUAAUUUUUUUUUUUGCCUUCAAGAUAUAAUUUUGCAAUCCAUCCAUUAUCAGUGCUACCAAGAUACUCUACAAUAUUGACAGCGCUCUAACCAAUAGCAAUUCUGCUGUCAUUUUAGUCUCAGAGGCAGGUGCAGAGCAUAACCUAUCAAGUUAAUAAUUACACAAAACUUUACAUUACCAUGCCACUUUCAUCAGUGAAUGCAAUACCCUGUGUUUUCUGAAAAGGUUUUUAAUUUUUACAUUGUGGAUUCAUUUUUUAUAGAAAGAAGGGUAUCCUUUAUCCUCUUUUAAGUGCUCUAACAACUGUCUGGUAUUGUGGUUAGAUAUUUUUAAGCCUAAAAGUUAUUUCUUCGUAGAAGAAAACUAAGUACUCAAGAGAAAAAGGGCAGCUGUUUUAGUGAAUAAGAGAUAACUAGGACAGGAAUCUGAGCUUUUAAAUUUCCUGUGAUUCAGUUACUGUUUAAAAAACUGUCAAAUGUACUUCCUUUUUUCAUUGAUAUCUCUCUUUGAAAGAUUUUAAUUGGAAAAUCUAGCCCUUGCUGGGUGACUAUCAUAAAGUAAGGGCCACAUUUUCCUGUGGUUUAUCAGUAUAUGAGCACAUUUGGUUAUAUCUAAGUUAGUUACUCUAUGAUUUUACUUUUAAUUCUUUAGUAACUCAUUUUGUUCACUCCCUUUCAGGAAGAAAAUCAUUCUGUGAAUGAACCUGCCAAUGUGGAAAAGAUUAUUGCGGUAAUAAUAUCCUUACUGUCAUUUUUGGUACAGUGCCAAACAGUUUCCCUAGCUCUAUUAGAGAGAGAACAACAUUGAAAACCGUUUGAAAACUGUCUUGGUUAGUUUUGUCCCCAGACUUGCAUUUUAGAGACAAACUUGAAGAUUUUUAUGAUUAAUAUUGUGUACAAUAGGUAGCUUUGCCAUUUUAGUUGCUGAUCAAGUUUUGUUGAUUGUAAUUCUUCUAAUGGGGGAAUUGAAAGUUUGUAGUUUGGUUGUGAGUAAAUGCUGAUUUGCAUUUUUGUGCCUUGCAAUUAAUGGCAUAGAGGUCAAUAAUUACAGUGUAUUGCCAAACGGGAAAUCAGUUUAUUUUUAUGAAGUUUUCCAUUUAUUGUAAUAGGGAAAGGCAAAACAGUCUCACCCCAUUACCAAUAUGAGUUGUUCCAUAGUGUGAAAAUUACAUUUUUGACAUUCUGUAGUCCUUUAAUGUGAGUGUUUUUUACAGAAUGAGGAAGAAGAGACCAGCUGUGGUUCUCACUUUUGAGUUUGUCAAAGAGAUCCUAUGGCAUGGUGUUACAGUCUAUAAUUUGUUUGUUUGUUUUCUAUUUUAAAAAAAUAGAAAACGUUUUUUGUCUUCACAUAACCUGAUAUAAACACAACAGGGUGUGGGGAGAAUUCAAGACAGUUAUGCAAACCUCAGACUUAGUUGAGGGUACGCAAAACUUUUCAAGAUAUUGUCCCGAACCCUUCGAGUGUUUAUAUCACGCCAUGCAAGCACAGAAAAAUGUUUUCUAUUCCUUUUUAUAAAAUAACUUUCCCUAGAAAAAGAAGAAAAACUCUUUGUUUGUGGCAAAUGAAAGGGAAAUGGUUUGUAGUCAUUUAUAUCAUUGUACAAAAAAUAUGGCCAGUUCUUGUUUGGCAAAAGAGAGGCUUUUAUUUUCACUCAAAAUGCAGGCUGAUGCCAAAAAACUUCCAUACAGCAUGUUUGUACAGAUUUUUCAAGUCUCAAACCUCAAAGUUAUGGUUGAAUAGAGUAACUUGUUGAGUUUUUAGCUCAAAACUUCGUUCAAAAUUGUGGUUUCCUGAUCAGUGCCUGCACAGCAAAACAUGUUGAUGCUACAAUUGUGUUUACAUAAACUCAUGCAAACACACUCGUAGGGUAAUAAGAGCAUAAGACAAGUAAUGUUGUAGUUAUUGUAUGAAAAAUAACAUAAGUUUUUUUUUCCUUUCUAAAGGAAAUGCAACAGGUUGCCCCACCUCUAACCGGAAUUCACACACCGAACAAGGCAGGAAAUUCAGUCUUUGCAUUUGGACACCGAAAUAUCACCCAUGAGAGCUCUGUACCACUGAUUGGAACAUCAAAGAGAAAACCUAGCGGUAUGAGAUCUUAAAGUACAGUUCUAUUUUAUUCAAAGGGGUUGUGUCAUGUCUGUCUAGUUGAUUUUGUUAAUAUUGUCAAUUACACUUCCUUAGUUCUAUGCAUGGGACUUAACGUCAGCGAAGAAAUUACUUGUAAAUAACAAAUAACAAAUUAAUGAUAAAAUUUAUGUCUUCUCAAACAUUAUAUCAAAUGCCAUGAACAAUAAAAAUGAAAUUUGAAAAACUGUUAGACCAACAAGUUUUAAAAACUCACAAUUACUGCAAUCUGUUUUCUUCUUCUUUGAGUUUGUCUGUUUGUUUAUGUGUAUUUGACGUGUUCUUUUUGUUCCUUUGAUGGGAAAAUAGGUUCGAGUGAAGACUCUUUUUAACAGUCUGCAGUUUGAAUUGAAAAGAUCAAAAUAGAAAUAAUUUAAUGUCCAAAUUAAUUAGAAUCCUAAGGAUGAAAACCUACUUUUUUUGAAGUUUUACCUACUUAAUGAUUUUAAUGAAGAAACUUUUGAGUUAUUGUAAUUCAUGAGGUUGAUUCCUUUCUAAUUAAACAGAAAGCACAGAAGUUAAGAAAGAAAAUAGAAAUGGAGAAGUGCUAUUAACUGAUGACUUAAUGCUGACUGAUGAAAGCGAUGAUGAGCAUGUAAGCCUUGUUAUCAUUGUUAGUAGCCAUAAAUGUAAAUGUUGAGUCUGCUUUUGAAGGGGCGUGGCUUGAUGCCUAAGGAUGAGCAAUGGGUGGCAAAAUUAGUUGAGACUCUUUACCUCAAAGGGCAUUUCUGAUGUUUUAUGGACUUUAAAAGGGGAAAGGGGAAAGUGAAGGUUUCCCUCCUCCAUCCCCUCCAUAAAAUGUUGUGCCGCUAUUCCAGCUACCAACAGAAGACAACAAAGACCCCAACUGUGAAUGGAGUGGUGUGGGGAGGGGUGUCGAUUUUUGUUUCUCUGAAGUUACCCUCUUUGAGUUCAAUGUCUCAACAAUUAUUUUGUCGCUUUUGAGGGUAUUAAAUUAACUGAAAGAGCUUACAUAAUUUUCUGGGCUUCAAUCAGUGGGGAAACUCUUAUUAUAUUAGCUCAACACACACGUGCUGAAUAACGCAAUCCCCUCCUUUACCCCCAUCCUCUUCCUCCCGCUUCACAAGCAUAACUCUGAAGAAUAAUUUCUGACUUAACAGAGUGCUAAACUGGCACCAAUAUAAUUUAUGCAAGAUUUAUAUAGAAGGAUUCCUUAGAACCUUUAAUUCAUCAUUAUCCCCUUGUUGUUGAUCUGCCUAUCAUCGACAAAUUAGCCUUCAUUUAUCUUUUUUCUCUCUCUCUCUCUCUUCUAGGAACAUCAACCAAGCUCAGCACCCAAGACCAACAUGUGAGCAUUUAAUUUCUCAUCAAUUUUUUAUCGUGGGAAGGUUUUUUUGAUUUUGAUGUUGUACCUGCUGAGGUGUUUCUCAGUGAAACUGAAAAUAAUUUAUGAAAACAUGCUUUGGUGUUUCAUUAGGAUCUCUCGCCAUCGUUCACAUUCAACAUCUUCAAGUGGAAGUAGCAGUGAUGACAGUGAUACAGACAGUAGUGACAGUGAUAGUGAUUCCAGUGGCUCUGACACAAAUAACAAUACAAAAGACAAGAAGUCCAUCAAAUCACCCUUGAAAAGCCCUUCUUCAUCUCCAAAGGUAAGAGUGUUACUUGGUGAGAACUGUAAAAUUGAAUCACAGCUACAAACUAUUGUAGGCUGCCAUCUGAUUAUCAAGAUUGAAAGCCGUUUGUGGCUACAUGUUCUUGAAAGUCGUAUUUUUCAAGAAAAACUUCUACAGUAAAAUAAGCAAAUAAGAGCAUUUUCCAUCAGGGUUUCCAGAGCUUUUUUAUUAACUGUUUGUUAUGCUUGGCUUUAUCUCUCUUGAUCAACGCUUGAAAAAAUAUUCAUUUCAUGUAAUGUGAGAAGUCCAUAUUUAAGUUUGGGGGAAAAUCUGAUAGGCGAGUUGAGAACAUGCGGAUUCAUAAGUAGGUGGUGUAUUAUUAAGGAGCUUAAACAACCAUGACGGCAGUGGCUAUGAAAUCGUCACAUAAAAAGUGAAGUUGUGCUGCUUGAAACUUUAGGGCGCUUAUUCCAUCUCAUUUAAUUCGUCAAAUGCUGGCAAAUUUUUUGGGGGCUGAAUUCUAAAGGACUGUAUCAAAGUUCAGGAAAAUAUUAAAGUAUUUUUUUCUAAUUAAAAAUUGGCUUGUCCCACGGAUGAGUCAUGUCGAAGGUUUAUAUGUCUGAACUAAUCAACGGACGUGAUACAUCUCACUUUGACUCUAAAGAUGACUACUGCACAGGUUGCUGAAACGUCAGUCCCUGUCAACAUCAGGCCCAGGUUGUUUAAACUCUGGAUAGUGCUAUCCACCAGACCAGAUAAAUCACAAUCCAGCAGAUAAGUGUUUGGGAAACCGAUUGCACUUUUCAGUGGAUAGAGAUUUAUCCAGUGGAUAGCAUUAUCUACCUUUUGAACAACUGCACCAGCACGGUGUGCCAAAACCUAUGUCGGAUUGAAUUUGAAAAACUGUUAGGCAAACAAGUUUCAAAAACACACAAGUUCAAUCUGUUUUAAUCUUCUUCAGAUUUGUCCAUCCAUGCCUACUUUUGUAUUUGCAGUGUUAUUAAUAUGUUCUUUUAUCUUUUGAGCAAUAAUUUUUUUGUUUCCCUCAAUUUAGUGACCGUUCAUACUGUUAGAAUUUUGAUAAAAUUCGUGGUGCCGCUCCUUUUGCUUAUUAAUGAGGGUUGUUUUUUUCUUUUAGCCUGCCAGUGGAAGGAACUGGGAUUUAAAUCACUUUGUAAAAGCACUAAAUCAGCCGUCAACACCACCUGCUACAAAGACAAAACCAAGCCCAUCAUCAGCUAACACAGUAGGAGAAGAUGGAAUUCGUGGCAAUCAGAUUGCACCAGCUGCCAACUCGAACAAAAGUUCCCUUAAUUCGCAUUUUAGUGGUCACACCAGUGCAGCUAGUAAACAGAUCAAAAGCCCUGUGGCUCCAGUUUCUGAUAGUCUAGGAUUUGCUACUGAGCUUCUUAGUAACAGCCCUGAAUUGGAUCAAGGUAUCGAUAUUGAGUCUUUGACGGCAAAACUGGACCUUCCGCCUGAAGCUGAAGCAACUGAGACCCUUAGUGAACCUGUUAGUAAUGAUCCGUGUUUGUCGGUCAAAAUUCCACUUCCAAAGGCAAGUAAAAAAGGUGAUAAAAAGUCAUCUGGUCCAGGGACCAAGCAGAAUUCUAGUCAGGAGAAGAUCCAAAGCAACAAGACGCCCUCACCUAAGAAGCAAGUUAAGAUUAGUGGGAAGGAAACAAAAACUCCAAAAAAUUCUGCCAGUACCAAAGUUAGUAAUGGCAUUGAUAAAAACAAAGUCAGUAAAACGGCGAAGGGGGGAAAAGCUGCAACAGGAAUGAAAUCUUCAACGAAAAAGAAGGCAGAGACAAAGAACUCAGUUACUCCUGUUCCGAAACAAGAACUUCCUGUUCCCAAACAAGAACUUAAAUCAAAUUGCGAAGGGGACGAGGAAGAUGUUAUCGUUGACAUUCUUGGUGUAGAGAAUAGUCCAGUAAAUACUGAUAGCAAACCUGCUUCAGCUGCAAAGACAAAGGAAACUGAGAAACCUAAAAAAUCGAAAAGCAAGCCAGUAAAUGUAAAUGGAGUGCAUAAGCCUGUUAAUGGAGAUAAACCUUUUUCUACGUUGAUAUCUCCAAGUAGAACUAAGGACAUACUGGGUAAGAAUGUUGAAAUAUCCUAUGACGAUGUCAACAAGCCAGAGUCUCUUAUAGUAAAAAUUGACUUGUCGCUGUUAAAACGGAUACCUAGACUUCCUGGAAAUGAACUGAUCAAGCAAGAGCACACAUUAUUUCCUGUGGAGGAGACAAAUGGUCUUAAGGAUGUUAUCCGCUCCCCAGAAGUCAAGAUUAUUAAACGGAAAUCGUUCGAUGCAACAACAGAACGCGACACUCUUAAAAAAAUGAAGAGUGAAAGUGAAGCUGAUUCUAGCCAGUGAGUAUAAUAUUUACCAGUAAUCAUAUUUAAGCAAACCAUUUUGGAAGGCAUCAGCUCUUGAUAAAGGAAAUUUCAGUUUUGCCAAAGUGAGAGAAGGACCUUUUGUUAGGUUAAAGGAAGGCUUUUGUACACAUUGCAUCUUCUGCCUUUUUGCUGAUUUGUGCAUACAUGUAGGAUAUAGAAUGCGUAACUACUUCCUUGUGAAGGAUUUUAACUUUUCCAGCAUUUUUGUUUGUUUGCUUUUUUCCUCAGAGUCAAAAUGUUCACAAUACUAAAAGUUUGCUGCCAGGGGUACACUUCUUCCUUGUCCUUGGCUUUUGCAAGUGUAGUUUUACCUAACAAUGUGUUAUCUUUCCUCUCAAGGACAAAAGCGCGUGAGAGGUCAUUCAGCAACAGUAGCCUGAACAGUUGCCAUAACAAAGGCAGUCAUCGGAAACGUAGUCCAAGUCAUGAAGAAGAUUCCUAUCGCAUUAAGCGUCAGAGACAUGACAGUGAAAGCAAUAAAAUGCCUGGGAAUUUUAUGGAAAGUCAUCAGAAUGGCACAUUGUCAGAAAAUGGCAUUGAUGUCACAGACAGUGGUUUGAAGCCCAAGGAGUGUUCAUGCAAUGAAAGAAGCAACAUUGACAAGAGAGAAGCAGAUAUUGCAAGAUUGUAUGAUCCAGAACCUAGAGUGUAA